Molecule: messenger RNA, 3353 nt
Organism: Solea senegalensis (Senegalese sole)
Lineage: Eukaryota; Metazoa; Chordata; Actinopteri; Pleuronectiformes; Soleidae
Gene: tub
Product: TUB bipartite transcription factor
Biological process (GO): protein localization to cilium
Cellular component (GO): cilium
Source: RefSeq, a predicted model, not a curated record
GGGAGGAGGAGGAGGAGAAGCAUUGACUGGAAGGCGGCGUACACAUGGAGGAGAAGAAGACGACCGUUUCCUGUGCUCAGUGUGCACGGCGGAGACGCCGGACUGUGCGUUUGGAUUGUUAGGUCGUCUGCAGCUCCACGGUCGGAGGACGCACAGGCAGAGGGAUAAAGGCUCUGUGUGCAGAGGAUGAACACACGAUGUGGGCUCUCUGGCUGUGAUCGCCGUCCUCACACCCUGUAGCCACUUGCACUGGUGCUGUUGCCAUUAGCCCUCGCAGUUAGGCAGCAGUGACUGACAACAGGAUGAGCUCCAAGCACUCCUCAGACUGGAUCCCCUACAGCACUUUAGAUGACGAGGGCACCAACCUCCGGCAGCAGAAACUGGACAGACAGCGAGCGCUCCUGGAACAGAAGCAGAAGAAGAAGCGUCAGGAGCCCCUGAUGGUGCAGUCGACCGUGGACGGCCGAUCCCGCGCUCGCCGCACCAAGCAGAGCGAGGAGCAGGCGCCGCUGGUGGAGUCGUACCUGAGCAGCAACAGCAGCACCAUCUACCACGUGCAAGAAGCCGAACAGGAGGAGGUGAAGGUGACGGCGGACGCGCAGCCGCCUCGCUCGGCCAAGAAGGGCAAAGCGUCGGCCAGCUCCACUCCGCAGACGGGCAGCGACAAGAAGGAGAGGAGGGGGAAGCACAAAGCGAUCGACGGCCUGGGCUCCCAGUCGGAUGACGGUCAGAUCCAGAUCCUGACCGUGGGUCAUUCCACGGCGGACGACAGCGAGGGGGAGCCCGUCAUGAGCUGCACCCAGUCGCACAGCAAACAGGACCUGCGCGUCACCAUGCUCAAGAAAGGUAUAUCCAGCAGUAUGAAUUUUGACGAAGAAGAGGACGACGAAGACGAGAUCAGCUCCAGUUCCUCGCAGCUCAACAGCAACACGAGGCCGGGCUCUGCCACCAGCAAGAAGUCGUGCAAGGAGGUGGCCUCAGCACCCACCCCGCCGGUCAACGAACCGUCCAUCGACGUGGACGACCUUGAAGAGUUUUCCCUGAGACCCGCGCCGCAGGGGGUCCGAGUGAAGUGCAGAAUCACCCGGGACAAGAAGGGCAUGGACAGAGGCAUGUAUCCCACCUACUACCUUCACCUGGAGAGGGAGGACGGCAAGAAGGUGUUUUUGUUAGCUGGCAGGAAGAGGAAAAAGAGUAAGACAUCUAAUUAUCUCAUAUCCAUUGAUCCCACUGAUUUGUCCAGAGGAGGCGAGAGUUUCAUUGGUAAACUGAGGUCUAACCUGAUGGGAACCAAGUUUACCGUCUAUGACAGCGGCCUGAACCCCAUGAAGAGCACCACCAGUCUUGAAGCGAGCAAUCUGCGCCAAGAACUCGCCGCCAUUUGCUACGAAACCAACGUCUUAGGAUGCAAAAUGAGCGUACCUGGCAGAGAUAUGAUCAGACGUCGUGACGACUUGAUCCAUGAGGGUGAUCGACACAGGUGGCAGAACAAAAACACGGAGAGCGUGAUCGAACUCCACAACAAGACGCCCGUGUGGAACGACGACACGCAAUCCUACGUCCUCAACUUCCACGGCAGAGUCACGCAGGCGUCCGUCAAGAAUUUCCAAAUCAUCCACGAUAAUGACCCCGACUAUAUUGUGAUGCAGUUCGGUCGUGUGGCGGAAGACGUCUUCACCAUGGACUAUAACUACCCCAUGUGCGCCCUGCAAGCCUUUGCCAUCGCCCUCUCGAGCUUCGACAGCAAGUUGGCCUGCGAAUAGAUCCCCAGCCUGAGAUUGAGAACCGCGCGUUCGCCUGUCCUCAAAACAAGGGCUGUUACCGUUUCCCCCGGGAUGGGACGAGAUCCCAGAGAUCUUCAAACCCCCUUUCUCCUUGGAAGCACUGCAUUUCCCAAAAUGCUUCACGGGCCUCAAAUUUUACAUGUAUGUGUGUGUGUGUGUGUGUAUGUGUGUGUGUGUGUGUGUGUGUGUUUGGGGGCGGGACUUCAAAAUGGUCAGCGGAAGCAAAGAAGCACAAAGAGAAAAAAAGGAAAAUCCACUUCCAAGAAUUCUAAUCCAUUGGUUUUGGUAACUCUCGUCCUUUUGUACUGUAACGGCAUUAACAGUCAGACACUGUUCAUUCAUGUAGUAGUGGGAGGAGUUUAACCUUUCUUUAUCUGUAUAAUACUAUAACUAACAGCUCCACGUCUGUGAGUUUUGAAGGUGACUGGAUUUUAUAUAGCCUGCCACGCGAAAAGAAAACACACUUCCUACAAGCAUGAACACUUAUACAGUUACCUGUGUGGUAAAAAAACAACAAAAAGAUAAUAACAUGCAUGUUACGCGAUAUUUAUUUUGUUAUUUAUGUAUUUAUUACAUGUUUAUUUAGCAUCCGUCAGUAUUGGCUCUGCCGAGCUGCAAGCACACACACACACACACACACACACACAGUGUCAGUCAUGGACUUUGGAUAUGAAACCGGGGGGGUCGGAGGUCGCACUGUGUUGUGUGCCGUAUAUAUACGAUAUCGUGCCAGUGUCAUGUUAUAGUGAAUGUAUCGGACGACGGCGCACUUUACUUUGAAGCCUGUCGUGGGAGAGAUAAUCACAGCUGUACAUACAUUAUUGUGCCUUUGAAGACUAACUCCAGUGUUACGCUGUGGCAGGAAAAGGAAGUGCACACGUGUUCUCUUGUAGCUGCUUUGAAUGAAAAAGGGUCAAAGGUGACUGGGGGGACCCUAACCCGCGGAGGCGGACUGAGGCCGACGGGGUCGCAGACAUUACCGAGACGAAGAAUCAUUCACAGAAAACAACAACAACAACGACUUCCACACUGAUUGACUUACAGUGUGAAUCUGCCACAGCGAACACACACAUUUCAUCUCUGAUUAUUUCUGCAUUCCUCAUCUGUUUCCUCCAUCACUUGUUUUAUCGCUGUUCCUAUUUUUACUUCAUAUAUUAUUCCCGUUCACAAAUAUACUAUGAUAUUUUGUAUUUUAUGACCAUUUAAAAAAACAACAACAACAACAACAACAAACAAAACUACUGAAAGAAGGCAAAGAACAAUCUCUGAUACCGCUAUUGUUACUGUGGUUUACGAGGAAAUCUUUAUCAGAAAUGUGCUAUUCUUGUACUCAGCUGUGUUCUAUUAUUAACUAUUUUAAAUUUCUAUUUGGAAAAAAAACAAAACAAACGUUAAUACUCUUGCUGUAAAGUCUGCUUUUCAUACAUGUGUCCAGGAGCCAGAACCUUCUUUCAUUUUCUGUUUCUAUUGCUCUCGUUGUUAUGUACAUUUAAUGGUGUACAAUUUACUGUGGUGGUAUAGACACAAUCCUUUGACCAUGGGAAAAAAAAUAAAAACUCUCUAAGUCAA